GUUGGGGCCCGAGCUUGGAAGGGGGGCAAUGUGUUGCUUUUCUUCUGUGAUGUGGACAUCUACUUUACUGCUGACUUCCUCAACACCUGUCGUCUCAAUACACAACCUGGUAAAAAAGUUUUCUAUCCUGUGUUAUUCAGCCAGUACAACCCCAGCCUUAUCUACGGUGGCCCUGAUCAUAUCCCACCUGUGAAAGAACAGCUGAUGAUCAAGAAAGACACUGGAUUUUGGAGAGACUUUGGUUUCGGCAUGACCUGCCAAUACAGAUCUGACUUUAUCAACAUAGGUGGGUUCGAUGUCGACAUCAAAGGCUGGGGAGGCGAAGACGUCCACCUUUACAGGAAAUAUCUCCAUAGCAACCUACUGGUGGUCCGUGCACCGUCGAGAGGCUUGUUUCACCUGUGGCACGAGAAACGCUGUGCUGACGAGCUGCCCCCAGAUCAGUUUCGCAUGUGCAUGCAGUCCAAAGCGAUGAAUGAGGCAUCACACGGGCAACUGGGCAUGCUCUUCUUUAGACACGAGAUCGAGGCCCACCUCCGCAAACAGAGACAGCAGCAAAACCCAAACCCCAAGAAGACCUGAAGUCUGAGGUGGAGUUUAAAUCACAUUUCUGCAAUAACUGCAAUGAAAUGGAAAAAAUCCCUUUGAUUCCAGCCGUACUCAAUCUCAUUUCAUUAACUGAGGGAUACUGAAGGCUUUUUUGUGUUCUUAAGGAUUCGAAACUCAUGAUUCCUCUUAUGUUAUUCCAUAAAGGACAGGUUUUUUUUUCUUAAUUUGCUGAAUUGAAUUUCAUUGCUGAAAAGAUGGCUUUCACUUACGAAAUGGGAGCGCUCACGUUGUAUCUACAAUAUGUGAGCUUUUGCUGGCCAACGGGUGAAAAACCUCGCUUGCAUUUGCAUUGUGCGCUCCAUCUAUUACGUACGAACCAGUGCAUCUGAGCUCCAGCUUACAGAUAUCAUGUGUAAAAGACAGACAAGGAACAUUUCUCUGCACUUGCAGCAAGGCCUUUCAGGAGCAAUCAGGGAGCCAAAAUAAAUAAAUGGCUGAGGAGAAAGCACAAAGACUCGAAGCUCCGCUAUAUUUUGGCUCUCUUUACCCACGUGCCUUGUUUUACUGAUGUCUACGCCAACAUCAGUUAGGGAUGGACAACAAGUGAAUUCAGGGCCCAAUUACAUUUUAAUUGUGUGCAGGCUACUGGUGCCACUUGGUGGAUCGAAAAGAACAGUGAAUUAAAUGAAGGACUUUUCUGAUAGCCUGGAAUGGCUUUGUUUGAAAAUGAAAUUAAAUGAAAGAAUCUUGAUUUCCGGUUUGGGGAACAUGUGAUCUUAUUUUUCAUUGUUAUCCCUCACUGUAUAUUAUUAAAGUUUUUCUGCUAUUUUUUUCUAAUGUAACUUUUUUUGUUUUUGUUUAUGUUUUUUUUAAAUUUUGAAAUGUUCUUGACUGGACAGUAUUUUCAUGUGUUGGCCUGGCCAUCCCUCUUUCAAAUAUCCAUAUUAUUGACUUUUUUUUUUAACAUGGAACAUUCUGUUUGCUAAAGAAAGGGGUUCAGUGUAUGCAAGGAUAUUUAAGUUAACGUAGCUGUGAAUUCAACAUGUGUCAAUAACAAUACUUUGUAUGUACUAAAUAGUUCUGUACCACGCAUUUAAGUUAUGGACACAACAAAAGAAUUUACUAAAUUCUUAGAGGAAAGAAUAUUCAUCAUCAACUAGCAGUAAUACUAUUUGCUGAGCUGAUGUACUGCACUAACGAUGACUUGACAAGUCUGAAUGAACCUUAUGAACCCAAAUACACCUUAUUCUGUCAUUCUCAUGUGACCCUUGUGCACACAUUAACAUGAUGUUAAAAUAAGCACAAGCAGAGCAUGAUCUAUGGUGCAAUAUAGUCAAAAUAAAUGUGACUUUAACUUCACGACUAACUGGUCGCAAUGGCUGGAAAUAGAUUGUUGAUAGCACAGAGUAAAGGCCCUCGCCCAUCUUUUGAACUUGUUGUUUGUUGUUGUUUUUAUUUUAUUGUUUUUGUUGCUAUUGUUUUGCCUUAAAAAUCUUACAUUAGCACUUCAUUAUGGAAUUGAUUAUUAUUAUGGAAACAUUAGCAGUCAAAAUGGGCUGCCUUUUUUAUUUGGUCACCAAAGCUAUGAAAAAGUAUGCACUUUUUGAAUUGUGUGUUCUCGUAUUUAAGUGAUUGGUAAGCUAGGACAUUUCUGGACAUUUUUGAGCAGCCCUCGGUUUAUGUCUCUUUUUUUUCUGUUCACUUUAAGAAGUUCAAUAAAGCAUUUUAUUUGU
Molecule: messenger RNA, 2282 nt
Organism: Lampris incognitus (smalleye Pacific opah)
Lineage: Eukaryota; Metazoa; Chordata; Actinopteri; Lampriformes; Lampridae
Gene: csgalnact1a
Product: chondroitin sulfate N-acetylgalactosaminyltransferase 1a
Exons: 4
Cellular component (GO): Golgi cisterna membrane
Molecular function (GO): glucuronosyl-N-acetylgalactosaminyl-proteoglycan 4-beta-N-acetylgalactosaminyltransferase activity
Source: RefSeq, a predicted model, not a curated record